Molecule: messenger RNA, 2304 nt
Organism: Mangifera indica (mango)
Lineage: Eukaryota; Viridiplantae; Streptophyta; Magnoliopsida; Sapindales; Anacardiaceae
Product: malonyl-CoA decarboxylase, mitochondrial
Exons: 17
Coding region: 267-1895 (542 amino acids)
Biological process (GO): positive regulation of fatty acid oxidation; acetyl-CoA biosynthetic process; fatty acid biosynthetic process
Cellular component (GO): peroxisomal matrix; mitochondrial matrix
Molecular function (GO): malonyl-CoA decarboxylase activity
Source: RefSeq, a predicted model, not a curated record
ACUUGUUAAGAUCCAAAGAGUUUCUUUCUAAGAGGAAAGCAAAACGCUGCGUUUUGAGGCUACACACUAACACAGCAACUCGGGCGGAUUCGGUUACCACUCGUGUCCGUCCUGUUUCUUCUUUCUGAGUCUAUCAGUCACUCACGCCGAGAAAAGAUACAUGUGACUCGUCGUGGAAAGCGAUGCAUAAACAGACAAAUUGAGAGCUCAAGUUCAGAAUUUGAACUUUAUUAUGAAAAAGACGAAGCUUUGUGUCAUAAAUAGCUAUGAACAAGAAGAGUUUAGCGAUUCUGUUACGCGCCAGAAUGAGACCUAACAACUCAACCAAACUGGCUCUCGCUCCUCUAACUAAUGAGGUGAAUCUGAUGCAAUCCUCUGGUUCACAUGCUGCGCAACAUGUUCCAGAGAAUGAGAACAAGUCGCGGAAAGAAUUUGAGCAUGUACGAGAAUCAAUGCGCCUGGCGAUAUCAAUGAAUAAAACUGAAGUUUUAGAUACAGUGCUUAAUGAUUUUUCAGAGGGAUAUUUUAGCCUUUCUUAUGAUAAUCGUCGGAGACUACUGCUUGUACUAGCGAAAGAGUUUGAUCUAAAUAGAACACAAGUUCGCGAAUUGAUCAAGCAAUAUCUUGGAGUGUCAGGUGAGGAAGCACAAUUAGCUGGCGCUGAAGAGGACGGUGGUUAUCCUGCUGGUUUUUACCGAAUUGAGCGGAAUUUGAGACAUGCUCUUAAGCCGAUGUAUGAAUCUCUUUUUGAGCAGCUUAACAUGCAUCCUGGAGGGUUGAAGUUUCUAUCAUGUCUUCGAGCUGAUAUUUUAUCUAUUAUCGCAGAGGAGAAUAUUGCAUCCUUGCGAGCAUUGGAUUCCUACCUAAAGGAGAAACUUAGUACUUGGCUUAGUCCUGCGGUUUUGGAGCUAUAUCAAAUUACUUGGAAUGACCCAGCUUCUUUGCUGGAGAAAAUUGUGGCUUACGAGGCUGUGCAUCCAAUCAGCAACCUUAUAGAUCUAAAAAGAAGGCUGGGGGUUGGCCGCCGGUGUUUUGGGUAUUUUCAUCCGGCAAUACCUGGUGAACCUCUCAUUUUUAUUGAAGUUGCACUGUUGAAGAAUGUAGCUCAGACAAUUCAGGAAGUUUUAUGGAAUGAUCCUCCCAUACCUGAAUGUGAAGCAACAUGUGCAUUGUUUUACUCUAUAUCCUCAACUCAGCCUGGCUUGGCAGGGAUCAAUCUAGGAAAGUUUCUAAUUAAACGUGUGAUUACCCUGGUGAAAAGAGAUAUGCCACAGAUUUCUACUUUUGCAACGCUUAGCCCAGUCCCAGGGUACAUACAAUGGCUUCUACCGAAGUUGGCAUCUCAGUUGAAGCUAGCUGAAGUGGAGGGCAUAUCACAAUCAUUGGAAGAUAGAUCAAAUUCUACUUUUCUGGACAAUUUACUUGAACCAGAAGAAGAAAAAGCACUAAUGGAUUUAUCCGAUUGCAGGGAGUCUGUUGCUGGGAGAAAUGGCACAGAUAUAUUGUUAAACUUGCUGACAUCAAGAAACCACGAGUGGAGCAAUUCAGACAAAUUGCUUUCAGUUCUAAAAGCCCCUCUCUUACGACUUUGUGCCAGGUACCUUCUGCAAGAGAAAAAAAGAGGAAAGGCUCUAGACUCUGUUGCAAACUUUCAUUUGCAAAAUGGAGCGAUGAUUGAAAGAAUAAAUUGGAUGGCAGACCGAUCAGAAAAAGGCCUUAAUCAAAGUGCUGGCAUCAUGGUAAAUUAUGUGUACAGACUAGGGCAUAUUGAAGAGUAUGCUCAAUCAUAUUUCAGCACUGGGAACAUCCAUGCAUCCGAUGAUGUUCGCUGCUAUGCUGAGCCGUCGAAGGGACAAGACAAGAAGAAAAACCAGAUUGAGGAUAAUAUGCCUUGAAAAUUUAUUUCCAUUUUAUCGACUACAGCUAGGGGUGGAUGAGUGAAAUUUAAACAAGGGUUAAUUUGAGCUCUGUUCAAAUCCGAAAUGGUUAGAUCGAGAUAGAGCUUGAUUGAUAAACAGUAUUGUUGGAGAAUAACCUCAAAAUGCCUAUUCGCUUGUUACUGGAGAAGAGUCUUUAAAAGUAAAGGAGAAGAAUUAUAAGAGAAAAAAAAUCAGUGGUGAACUGAGAUUUGGUGUGGUAAUGCCAGAAGGGCAAGAGGAUUCGAGUUGAGUCAAGUUCCAAACACAAAUUUCUUCAGCUCAAACUUGAUUUGUUGGAUGUGAACAACAUUCAGAAUCCACUCCUAUUUAUUGUAGUAGAAGCCAGGCAGCUUAGUCUGCAAUGUUAAUGAGCCGAUUUUGAUCA